Caenorhabditis briggsae is the source of this 333-nucleotide messenger RNA. RefSeq names its product Protein CBR-CNC-6 (gene Cbr-cnc-6). NCBI's taxonomy places the organism in Eukaryota, Metazoa, Nematoda, Chromadorea, Rhabditida, Rhabditidae. Bases 1 to 333 code for a protein of 110 amino acids. The record is from RefSeq and is a predicted model, not a curated record. The transcript has 2 exons.
AUGAGACUGAUAAUUCUAAUCGCUUUUGUAGCGCUAAUUGCUACCGUAUUCUCGGCCCCGAGUCCCAAGGAUGAUCAUCAUUUAGUGCAGGAGAGAGAUGCAUGGAGCCCCCAUGAUGGACCAUUUGGAGUAGCAAAGGAUGGAACUGGUGGUGUUGAAGGAGCCUCCUCGGACCAACAUCACGAUAGAUCGAAACGAUGGGGUGGCUGGGGAUGGGGCCGCCCAUGGGGUGGAAUGGGAUGGAGACGCCCGUGGGGUAUGGGAUGGCGCCGUCCAUGGGGAAUGGGCAUGGGCGGAUGGGGAGGAUACGGUGGAUACGGAUGGGGACGCUAA